Oryza brachyantha (malo sina) is the source of this 2619-nucleotide messenger RNA. Its product is annotated as zinc finger CCCH domain-containing protein 19-like. NCBI's taxonomy places the organism in Eukaryota, Viridiplantae, Streptophyta, Magnoliopsida, Poales, Poaceae. Gene Ontology annotation, molecular function: metal ion binding. The coding region runs from base 166 to 2106 and encodes 646 amino acids. The record is from RefSeq and is a predicted model, not a curated record. The transcript has 3 exons.
GUGCUGCGAGUGUAGAGAGGCAGGCAAGGCAACACGACACCACCACACAAUCAAUCAAACAAAGAAAAAGAAAAAAAAAGAGACACAUCACAUCUCUCUCCUCGCUCGCUCGCUGCCCGAAUCCUUCCAUCCAUCUCAUCCCCUUCCUCGCCGCCGCGCGCGCCCAUGGAUUCCGCCGUGCGACCGCCGCCCGUCGACGAGGAGGACGCCCGCCGCCGCCGGAGCACCGACUGCAUCUACUUUCUCGCCUCCCCGUUGACCUGCAAGAAGGGAAGUGAAUGUGAGUACCGUCAUAGUGAUGCUGCCAGGGUGAAUCCUAGGGAUUGUUGGUAUUGGUUCAAUGGCAACUGUGCUAAUCCUAAAUGCUCAUUCAGGCACCCGCCAUUGGAUGGCCUGAUCGGAGCACCCACAACACCACGAACAUCUCAACAAUCUGCACCGCAGGCACAGCCUGCUCAAGCCCCUGUUUCUAAUCCUACAAGUGGCAUAGCCAAGCAAGGAGUGCCAUGCUAUUACUUUCAAAAAGGCAUGUGUGCAAAGGGGGAUAGGUGUGCCUUCUUGCAUCUGCCACAGACUACUGGAAAUCCUGCUCCUCAGCACACGGCAAAGGUUUUUGCUCCUGCUUCUGUGCCUCAUCCUCAGUUGAAGAACUCAUGGACAAAACCGAACGCUUCUGCUCAGCAGAAUGCACCUCCUGCCACAUUUGGCAGGCCUAAGGACAGUGCUCAUAAUGGCAAGCCUGCUCAGAAGCCAAGUUUGACAAACAGGCCUGAUCACUCAACAGGAAUUAUUCAUGAUAAAAGUUCUUACAUGCCAUCUAGUGUAACAAAGAAUUACCGGCCUCUGCCUACAAUUGGAGAUGAUUUAGCUGAAAAUGGUAUGGAGAUGGGUGAAUUUGUGAGGGAGCCAUCUGCUGGUUCUGAUGUUCUUACUGGUGGUGCUGAUGACAAUGCUGAACAGUCACUCAGGGAAGACCGCAGUACUUACCGUCGUACUAAUGGGGAUCAGCACAUUGGGGUGCUUAGGCAAACUCAUGGUAAUUAUGGAUUUGAAAGGUCACACAGAAGCUCAUCUGAGAAAUUGUUGUCAGAGAGUAGGUUUUCCCACAGAGAGCCCAUGCCUUCGCCUGCAGACAAUUCAGAUUUGCGCCAAAGGCUAUUGAAGCAAAGAAGGCUCAAUAAUCCAAGAUCGGGACAUGUCUCUGAUAGGCAUAAUAUCUAUCUUGAGGAUGAACGACAUGACCAUCAUCGUCGACGUGGUGAAGAGCAGGCUUCCCACGACGGUGUCUCAAGCUCUCGAUUGAAGGGUAGAAUAAAACUUCCAGCGGAAACAUCAUUUGACAGACUUGGCUUACAGCCAGAGAAGGAAAGAGAAAGAGGGCCUCGAGCUAGAUCCCCGCCACCAAAUCAAACAGACCUUAGAGGGAAGCUUCAUGAUAGGCUAAAGGCUAGACCAAAUGAGGAUGUGUCUGCCAAUGUAAAAAGUUCUUUGGCAAAGGCAAAUAGUGGUGAAGAUGCUGACUCAUUGAACUUUGCUGGCCCAAAGAGCCUUGCAGAGCUGAAAGCAAAGAAGGUUGUCGGCAGUACAGGUGGACAUUCUGUAAAGAGUGCUGGUUCUUUAGCAGGGCCAGUUCGAAUGACAUCCGAAAUAGUUGCCGUCAAGGAAUCUUCAGACCUUGUUCCGUUUGAUGGCCCAAAACCGUUAGAUGCUAUCUUGAAGAGAAAAAGAGAGGCAGAUCCUCGAAAUGCUACUGAUUCUGGCAACAGGCUGGAAGAACACACCAUUGGAGAUGAAGGAUCUCAGUUCCAGAACAACGAGGAAGACAUAGUUGGGACAAACACUGAGGGAAAUGAAGAAGCCUACCAAGCUGAUGAUGAUUUGGUGUAUGGAGAUAGCAUGUCUCCUGCUGAUGACAUUGCUGCUGAAACUGCAGACGAUGCAAGGAAGGAACUGGAGGAGCAGCAAAAUACAGAGCCAGCAGAAGAGUACGACUAUGAGAUGGAUGACGUAAAUGCAGAGGACGAAAAUGACUACCAGGAGUAUGAAGACGAUGAUUUGGAGGACGAUGAUGAUUUUGCGCGCAAAGUGGGUGUGAUGAUCUCGUGAGGUACGACGCCUUAAGCAACAGUAGGUGUGCCACUAUGGUAGACCUACAAAUGAGUGACGAAGAAAUAUGUGUUAGCAUCUUCCUCCCAUGAUCUUGGUCUGUUUUCUUCUGGCGCUAGAUACUUUUAGUUCACUACGCCGAAGGCUUCAGCUAAUAAAGUUGGGAGGAAGAUAAAAUUGGCUCAUCGGAGGGCUUGUGUUCCAGACAAGCGUCUGGUUGUACUCUAAUGUGCGGUGUGCUCUCCUGUUUGUGUUGUAUCAUUGAUUAAAUCAAAAUGACAUAACAGGUUACACAAUGUACUUCUAUUUAAUCAUUAGUGCAUAAGAUGAUAACAGGUGAAGCCUUUGCUGGUGGAGAAUAUACAUUGUUCUACCCUCCAGAUUUAUUAUUUCUUUAUUUUCUUUCGAAUUGUGUAUCUUGUAACGUAAUUUUGUGUCGUUUUUGUUGGGUUGAAUACAGCAGAUGGUUCGCCUGCAUAUAUAUAUGCACAAGAAAAAAAAGAAUAUGCCACC